AUGAAGAGGUUCCUGGCUCUCCUCCUGGCCACUCUGGCUCUUUGCUGCUAUGAAGCUAAUGCUGGAGUAGUAUGUCCUCCAGUUGCUUUUGAAAGCUUCAUCUUCCUGGGAGGAACGAAGGCACAGUUGGCUGCCGAACUUGCCAAAUACGGUGCUCCUCCUGAAGCAGUUGCAGCAAAAAUGGAAGUGAAGAAAUGUGUAGAUAAAAUAGACAUUGUAAAAGAAGAACUAAUUAAAAAAACUCUGAUAGCAGAGAAAACUGGGAAGAUCCAAGAUCCACAAGUUCAACAAGAAAAGAUGGCUGACUGA
Molecule: messenger RNA, 309 nt
Organism: Jaculus jaculus (lesser Egyptian jerboa)
Lineage: Eukaryota; Metazoa; Chordata; Mammalia; Rodentia; Dipodidae
Product: secretoglobin family 1D member 1-like
Exons: 3
Coding region: 1-309 (102 amino acids)
Source: RefSeq, a predicted model, not a curated record